AUAAUAAUAAACAUUAAUUCAUAGAGCACUGCUAAAACAUCAGAAUUUAAUUAGGUUUUAACUAGAAUAACAUCUAGCAAAGCCUAUGUUAUUAUAACACAAGAAUAACGAAUAUACACAGGAACAUGAUAGGUACAUUUUUAUUUUUAUUAUUAAAGUGUAUUUUAUUUUUGUCAUAGAUGCUUUAGAAAAAACGGAGAAAACUACCACAAACAAACGUCCAUUUUGUGUUUACAUUUUCUAGCACCUGUCGGGUGCCGUGUUGUUUUUUUGUUUUGUUUGAAAAUGUCCACGAACUGUCCCUGAUGACGCUGUAAUAUACAAUCUUAUCAGGGCUGAACACAAACGAUGGGGAAUAUUGGGGGCAGUCGCUUGAAGGACAAGGACAGGGACAAAACAUGUUUCCAGUUUUACGACCGUCUCCUUCUCGCGACCCCCGGACAGCUCAUGUACUCGUGUUCCUACACCAAGUGGGUCCGGAGCAAACGCAGCGUCUGCGGCUUCACCGAUAAAGUGGACUACACGUCGACGCGAGAAACAUACCGUCGCACUGGGAUCCUCGUCAAGCCCGACACGCUGGAAGGUCGCUUCUUCUCGGUAACGAUGAAGUCCCAUUCAGAGAUGGUCAUCUCGGAGAAACUGUCUUCCUGGGUCGAAUUGUUUAAGAUACCGAAAGUCCCUGUACCCGACGUUGAUGAUCCACAUUGGCUUCAGCAGGUUCACCACAACCGGACGAGAAAGGAAUGCAAUGUUGUUGGAUACCGUGGCGGAAUCGCUGUGGUUCAGGUUAACUGUGACAGGCAUUACUCGAUCGCCAAGUUUUACAUCCUCGAUCUGACGAACUGUGCAUGUCUGGGACAUUUUCUAAUCAUGUACCACACGAGGAGGUGGUACGAAUGCUACAUCUCGCCAAACAAGCUGAGGAUCUGCCUGAGACCGGAUCAUCUGACGAGAAUCAUGGUCCUUCCCGACAACUACAUAAUACAGAAUCUGCACAUUUAUCCAUCGGAAAAUUUCAACAUCUCUGUCGAAAUCGUCCCACCCAUGUUACGGACGUAUGCCAUUACUUUUAACCAAAAACUUGGAGACGAUUUUGCAAUAGUUGCUUCCAAUACGGACAUCGAGGUCAGAAACGUCAGUGAUUGGUUGGUUGUUCGACAGGUUUCCAAUCUGAACCUGUCGGCGAAUAUUCAACAAGUUCGUUCCAGUCCCUUAGGUGAUUUUCUGGCUGUCCGAUGCAUACACCCGAUUCACAGUCGGGAAUUUUCCACAAACUGCAUCGCAGUGUUAAGCUUCCCAAAGUUGGAGAUUGUGAUGAAAGUGGAUGUCCGUGGGUGUUACUGGCCAGUGUCGGAGGUCGUGAACCUUCAGGUGUUUCCCCGAUUUGCUCCGAGCGAGACCUGUAUUGCAGUGAUGAAAAACUCAAGCUACAAACGGAAAGUCUUCGUGUACAAGCUUCCCAGCGUCAUGCAGAGUUUGCAGUCUUUCUGUCGACGAACACUUCUCCAGCUGGUCAAGAUGGACGAAUUCGUGAAACUGCCACUACCGAAUAAGCUGCAGGACUACUUGCAGUUUCGGGAAAAAAUUGCACAUAGGUGUGAAGUCCGUAACACACACGACAUGGUAACCAGGUUGUAAAAUCCUAGUUAAAAUUCAAACCCUAAUGUUUUUUAAAAUUAUUAUUAAUAAUCGGAUUUAAGCUGUCGGUCUCCAAUUUGCCAAAUGCAAUUUAAAGUUGAAUUUAGCAAAUGCAUAUAAAGAGUUCAGAUGCAAAAACCAAUAAAUCCAUUUGAGUAAUUUUUUACAAGGUUUUGUUUUGUUAUGCUUUCUAUGUCAAACAUAUCAAGUCCACAAUGGGCGAUCUUAAGCUGAAUAAGUGAAGUAAAUAAAGGACAGAAUAAAAAAAAACGAGUAUGAAAAUCAGAAUAUAACGCCUUGAACUGAGUAAUGACGGUAGGAGUAAUUUUUUGAAUAAAAUGGCCUUUAUCGGUUUUUGCGCCUGAACUCUUUAUAUCAUUAAAAAUUUGCCAAAACGCUAUUCAUAAAAUUGUGUUGUUUUUAAGUGUAUAGCUGUUUUAAAAAAAAAAAUUCUAUUUAGCUAAAUGUUACUUGAAUUUGGUUACAGAUUACUGCAUGAAAUGUGCCAAAUUGCUAAAUAAUUUUUGGGAUCCAGCUUAAACCCCAAGUAAUGGUUGUUUUCUAUGCAUCAUAUAUGUAAUAAUUUAUUACAUAUAUAUAUGAUUCACAGAAAACAACCACUUUUUGUGGCUUUUUUAGCUUUUUGCAUAUAUGAUUCAUAAUAUUGUAGCAAAACCCCACAAAAGAAUUGUAAUUGCAAUAUGAUGACCUGUUGCUUUAUAUAAAAAUAUAUAAUCUUUGCCGUGAGCAAAAUCAAGGUGAGAUGGAGAUCCCUAGGGCUGCGGACUUGUAUGGAAAAAACCCAUACUGGGCAAAUCGGUAUCAAAACCAACAAGCCCGUUGGGCGACUCACAAUUUUGAGUAAAACUCUGCUGACGAAUGGUUUGUUUUAUAUAUGGCAAAUGAAAGUGGUCAUAAGAUUUGAGUAAAAUCUCGGGCUAGUGAUAAUAUCUGUAGGCUAGUGGAUUUUUUAAUUUACUAGCCUGGCUGGCUAUAUAUAAAAAAAAAGAGUCUAAUUUCACAGGCCUGGAUCCCUCUCCAUAAAUAGGGUGGGUAGGUUUGAACGUAUUAUUUUUUAAAAUCGAAUCGAUCUGAGAAACCAUAAUCAGCCGAAUCUAGAUUACUGAUUGCAAAAAAAUCAGGAAUCAUCAUUUUAAAAAACAAAAACAGAAAUCUAAUAUGCAUCACCAAUGUACUUUUCAUGCUGGGGUAUUGUUAAACAUUCAUUAAUAAAUUCAUUCAUUCUGAUAUGCAUCACCGAUGUACUUUUCAUGCUGGAGUAUCGUUAAACAUUCAUUCAUUAAUUCAUUCAUUCUAAUAUGCAUCAGUGAGUUAAAAUGUUUCAAGUAUGCACUGAUUGUAAAGUGCUUUAAAUCAUAUCCUUUUAAUAUGCAUUAAUUUAUAAAUGAUUUAGUUAUUAUUUUGUGUGUUUCAAGGUUGUUAGAGUAUUUAUAAACUGAAAUGUUUGUACUACGUUGGUGAAAGUGUAUGUUUUUAACUUGAUUGUUAUUGGGUACAGGAACUUUAAACUCCAAGGGCUUUUUAUCUGACUAAUGCAAGCAUUAUAACACCAUUUUCCAGUUUUCCACUGCUCAAACAUAGCCUGUCAUAUGUCGUAGGUCAGUUUUAGUGAGAUGAAUACGACUACUAGUCAUAAUUUAUUUAUUAACAGAAAAUCUUGUUUAGAUAUAAAAUCUAUAUGUUGUACAAAUUCUUGAGUUGGUCUAGUGGCGACUACAUACAUGUACACAUAGGCCUAUUGUGAAUAACUUUAUUUUUUAAAGUUGACCUUACGUUUGUGUGUAGGUAUUUUAUUUUUUAAAGUUGGCCAAAUG
Messenger RNA from Gigantopelta aegis, 3473 nucleotides. RefSeq lists its product as uncharacterized. Bases 349 to 1638 code for a protein of 429 amino acids. The transcript is spliced from 2 exons. Lineage: Eukaryota; Metazoa; Mollusca; Gastropoda; Neomphalida; Peltospiridae. Gene Ontology annotation, biological process: intracellular signal transduction. The record is from RefSeq and is a predicted model, not a curated record.